Jaculus jaculus (lesser Egyptian jerboa) is the source of this 1317-nucleotide messenger RNA. RefSeq names its product putative protein FAM90A23P. NCBI's taxonomy places the organism in Eukaryota, Metazoa, Chordata, Mammalia, Rodentia, Dipodidae. The transcript has a single exon. Bases 1 to 1317 code for a protein of 438 amino acids. The record is from RefSeq and is a predicted model, not a curated record.
AUGGAGAAGAGGCAGGAGGCAAGUCAUUCUACCAAGAUUCGGCACCACAGAGCUAUGAAAGCUGUGCAGAGGAGGCAGAGGGUUCCCCGGGUGCAGAGGGUGCCCGGGCCAGAAGAGGAGGACCCUAGGAUAAAGUGUAGAGACUGUGGAGCCUUUGGUCAUACUGCAAGAAGCAGAAGAUGUCCCAUCAAGUGCUGGGAGUUGGUCCUGUCCCCACAGCCUCUUGGCCCAAAUAAGGAGAACCUAGACCCAUGGAAGACCCCGAGUUCUCACAAUCCAGGCCUCAUAGGCCAUGCAGAGAGACAGAAUAAACAGGAACAAUGGCAAGAACAUCAGCACGAAAAGACGCUCCUCGAGAAGUUUCCCAGGCAACCUCAAGGGAGGAAACAGCAAAGCCAGGUAGAUGUGGCUGAAACUUGUGUCUGUGUUCCUUGUCCAAGCAGGCCAAUAUCCACUCACAUAAACAGGAAGAGGUCUGGUCUGGACCAUGUUCAAACGAGUCAGCAACCUGUUCAGAAGUCUCACCAGCAUCCCAUGUGUCCUGUAGUGGCUCCCAUCCAAAGUCCUGACCUCACCCUUUCCUCACUUCCUGGAUACAACAAAGGUCAGAACAGAACUGUCAGUGGUAUCCCUAACACAGUCUUCAGGAACAUUAAUCACACCCCAGACUUGGAAGAACUGGUGGGUCAAGUUGGAGAGAGUCACUCUCAAGUUCCUAAGUCUUCCUCCAAAAUGCAUGGGAUAGGCCAUUCUCCAUCUCCAGGCCAGUGUCCUGAUAAGAGCAAACAGCCCAGCCUGCAUCCUGCUGCACCGGCAAAAGGUCAGGUUGGCAAAGUCAGCUUCCGGACACCAGGCAAGAAACCUAUGCAGGGCCCCAUACAUCAUUGCCAGAACUUCCCAAAGAAACGAAAAGUCGGUUCCUUUCAAGCCCCUGAAAACAGCACUGGAUGGCCUGGGUUGGAAGAUAUCCAGGCUCUGCCAUCUCCUUUCCAAUCGUCACCACAAGUGAGUAGGAAAAUGCCAGACAAGGGUCCCCACCUAGACCAACAGUGGCCAUGUAGCAGAGCUCAUUCGGGUUCUGUGCAGCCCUGCCUUGAGACCCACCAUCCUCCAUCCAGCCAUGUUCUAGGACAGCCCCUCAGGAUGAUCUUUACCAGGCUGAGGAACGACUUUUGGUGUUCCAGGCUCCUGCCAGCUUCCUCAGCCCAUCCUCCUGGGAAACAAACACCUCCUGCGGAGAGCUCCCGAGUCCCAGUGAGUGUCCUCCAUGAGGAUCUGCAGGUGUCCUCUUUUUCGGAGGACAGUGACUGGGAAUGA